Brassicogethes aeneus is the source of this 676-nucleotide messenger RNA. The record is from the annotation of a GenBank genome assembly. Lineage: Eukaryota; Metazoa; Arthropoda; Insecta; Coleoptera; Nitidulidae.
UGUCAACCGAACCUAACCUCAAAAUUUGAACAUGGGGAAAGCGCUGUCAGUGGUGAAAAACCCUUUCAAAAACUUUAAUGUAGAAAGUAGGGCGCACAAAGUUAUUUCGCAGGCGAAACCCAAACCGGCGCCUAAAUAUAAAGCCGAUGAAGCUACUUUAGAUAAAUUAAUUAAAGAAUAUCCAGAGGUUUAUGAGGAGAGUCAGAAGAAGAAUCCAGAGUUAAAUAAGUAUUUAAAGAAUGUUUAUGUUACCUCACAAAAUGAAAAUCCAAAAGUUCCCGAAAACCCCAACAGGCCUUUGCCAGCCAAUAGAAGUGCGGUGGAUAUUUACGAAUUCGGGUUUCAAGACCCAGAAAAUGUACCCUUAGGCAAAAUAUCUCUAAGAAAUGCUUUGCAAUUUAUUACAAACCAUCAAGCCGAUCCCAUAGCUGCUACAUCACAGUCUAUAGCUAAGGAACAUUCAAUUCCUGAGGAGACAGUUAAGAAUGUUUUAAAUUAUUUUAAAGUCUACGAAGUUUAUGUUCCUGUAAACAGAACAGCAAAAGCGAAAUUUGCUGGUCCCAGUCAACCAAAAGUAGAGAUUAUCAAGGAGGUUAGAAAGGCUAUAGACUCUGGCCAAAAAGAACCUGGCAGUUAAUUAUGUACUUAGUUUAAAUAGUUGUUGUAAAUAAAACGU